UGGGAGGCAACCAGGCAGGGUGUCCCUUCCCUGGAGUCCUUAAUUUGGCUUCCUGCCUGCCAUUGUGCCCCUCUGUUCCUCUGGACUUGUGAAGAUGGACCUUUGCUGGGCUGGUGACUCUCCUGUGAUGGGCCUGGGAGUAUCCCAACAGGGUAUUAUUUGCGCUUUCCCCUUCCAUUGUUCUCUGCAUGCCUGCGAAGGAGCACAGAGAGAGCUUUUAUCGUAUAACCUAACACAAAUAGUAUAAAAAUUGAAUGCUAAAGCCCCUGCCGCUUGUUGAGAGCUUCUGUGUAACUUCCCUUCUGUCCCCUUAGCUGCCUGUGGGAGAUGUGUAUGCCUUGCAGCAGCUGAGGAACCAUCUCUUUAUUGAGGAAGAAACGUGAAACAAAGCAGCAGAGAUUGGGGUGGAGGUAAGAAGAAUGCGGGAAGGAAAAUGAGAGGACAAAGAGGAGCUUGAUGUCUUAGAAAAAUCUGAUAAUCCAUUGUGCUCACAGCUUUCUCCUGUGACUUCUGGAACCAGGAUUGUUGCCAGGGAUCAUGUUCUCUACUGAUGCUAGAACUACCAUGCUGCAGUCAGCAAAUAGAGGAGCAGCACAGUCCCAGCUUUCACGUAACUAUCACAAGCAUUGCGCUCUCACGUCCUGCAAGAAACUUGAUGUUUCCUGACACCACGGUACUUACACCUGAGACAAACCAGCAGAUGACAAGUCCUGAGUGAAAUUUCCUGUGCAAAUUAUUCAGUGCAUACUGUGUUUUCAAGCCUAAGCAAUAGAACAGAUCACAAAGCCUUGCUGUCUAAUAAGCUCUGUUGUAUGGAAAUGUCUAUUGAGCGGGUGCAUGCUAAAGCCUCUUCCUAACAGCAUCAGACUGGCUGAUCACUCUUGCAGCUGCAAGGUAAAGCAUUACUUACUCUUCUUCACUGGAUCAGUUGGGCUCUCAGUGUGCUGCUGAUCUUGAACCCAUGCCUUGUGAUGCAUGCAGCACAGUGGUAAUGCGUGGUCUGGGUGCGUGUGGGUUUGUUGUGUUAUGAGUAGUGAUGUGUACAUGAAAGGAAAACAUUUGGUUUUGGUGAAGUGAUAAAGGAGUUUGCUUGUGACUAAAGUGCUUUCAGUCUGCUUGUGGAAGAGGGGCGUUAGGGAAGUGUAAUUCUCAGAGACACAGGCUGAGUACAAUGUGUACAAACAUGAUACACCUGCACACACAGCUGAUGCUGUACUUCACUAACUAGAGGGCUUGCUCAUGCAUUCUUCACCAGAGGGGAAAGCGGGCAAAAAUCUCAUAUAUCUUUAAAUCAGUUUAAUGUCAGCUGGGAUGAAAACCACUAAAAUAAUUAGCUUAAGUACAGGGUUACCACAGCAUAUCACAGCUGACUUCAGGUUGUGCUGAUGCCUUAAAUGUGUGUUUUCUCCUUUACUCUUCCUGAAUUUCUUCUCAUUUUAACCCUGAAUGUAUACCUGGAUUUGUGGUUACAGCAAUAUUGCUGUAAAACUCUUUGUCCUGAAAUUAUUUGUACCUAUGGUUAACUGCUGCCUUAAUUUGGUUCUAUUUUAUGACCUCUGUUCAGUCUUUAUGAAACCAGACCCAAGUUUGGUGUAUUUUAAAAGCUGAGUAAAAUGGUAUUUAGCAAUCAAAAAUUAUUCACUUGUUUUGUAAAUGGGGAGAGAUUAUCAGGUUCCAUAUAUAGGUAUUAUAUUUCAUAUUUUUGCUAUUCAUAUUUCUUGGUGAAGGAUUUCUCAGCCAAUUUAAACUAAGAUGUAGGUAUUAGAUUUGUGAGUGUUUCUAGGGGCAUGAGAAAUGUCCAGAGGGGAGGGUUCAGCUAUGUGACGUGUGAAAUACCAAAGAGACAGCCCAGAGGGUUUCUCUCCUGCCAAGUAGUAAACUUCAGAGAGAAAAAGGGGGAGAGAAUGUAAGCAAACCUGAGUGAAUGCUAAGCUCUGUGGCUGUAAUUAAUAAAACGGAGAGGAUGAAUGAACCAUACUAUAAAGAAGUCCAGGAUUUCUAUAUAUUUGACCUCAGGAAACCUACACUGAAGGAAGUGAAUAUUUGGCCAUGCAGUGGAAGGAGCAGCAGCAGCUCUGGAGUUCACUUUUCUUGCCCACAUGUCUUUCUUUGCCUCUCCUUGUUGUGCCUGAUAGGCAGUCUGUUGGGGCAUCCUCAGUGUCUGGAUUACAGGCCGCCUUUCCAGCCCCCUUUUCACUUGGAGUUCUGCUCUGCCUAUGAAAAUUUUGGCUGCUGUGAUCAGGAGAGAGACAACAGCAUUGCAGCAAAAUACUGGGACAUAAUGGAUUAUAUUGAUCCCCGGGGGUAUAAGCUGUGUGGAACAUAUAUCAAAGAUAUCCUGUGUCAGGAAUGUUCUCCAUAUGCUGCACAUCUCUAUGAUGCAGAAAACCCUCGGACACCUCUAAGAAACCUCCCAGGACUUUGUUUUGACUACUGUUCUGAGUUUCAUUUCAACUGCUACUCCACCAUCAGUCUGCUGACGAGUGAUAAGCACAUCCAAGAAUGCUGCAAGACAAACAAGACGCGCUUUUGCAACCUCCUUCACCUACACGAUGAGGACUACUGCUUCCCCAAUGUGCUGAAGAACACAGCCCUCAACUGCAACCUGGGCUCGGUGGUGGAGGACCACAAAGGCUGCCUUCAGCUCUGUCUGACUGAGGUUGCCAAUGGCCUGAGGAACCCGGUGCUCAUGGUGCAUGCGAAUGACCGUACCCACCGCAUGUUUGUAGCUGAGCAGGUGGGCGUGAUCUGGGUCUACCUACCUGAUGGCAGCCGACUGGAGGAGCCUUUUCUGGAUAUUAGAAGUAUAGUGCUGGCUACGCCGUGGAUAGGGGAUGAGAGGGGCUUUCUGGGGAUGGCUUUCCACCCCAAAUACAAGUACAAUAGGAAGUUUUAUAUCUAUUACUCAUACAUGGAUAAGAACAGAGUGGAAAAGAUCAGGAUCAGUGAAUUGAAGGUUUUGGCAUCUGAUGCCAACAAAGCUGAUCCACGCUCAGAAAGGAAUCUUCUGGAGCUUGAGGAACCAGCUGCAAAUCAUAACGGUGGGCAGCUGCUCUUCAGUGUGGAUGGCUAUAUGUAUCUAUUCACAGGGGAUGGAGGGAAAGCUGGAGACCCUUUUGGAAAAUUUGGGAAUGCUCAGAACAAGAGUACUUUGUUGGGGAAAGUCUUGAGGAUUGAUGUGGAUGGAAAAAGCCCUGAUGGAAAGCCUUAUCGCAUCCCUCCUGAUAAUCCAUUUGUGUCUGAUCCCAAGGCCCGCCCUGAGGUUUAUGCUUAUGGGGUCAGGAAUAUGUGGCGCUGUGCAGUUGACAGAGGGGACCCUGUCACGAAAAAGGGAAGAGGGAGGAUAUUCUGUGGGGAUGUUGGGCAGAACAGGUUUGAAGAAAUCGACAUCAUUGUUAAAGGAAGGAACUACGGCUGGAGAGCAAAGGAGGGAUUUGAAUGCUAUGACACAAAGCUUUGCCACAAUUCCUCUUUGGAUGACAUUCUUCCAAUAUUUGCAUACGGCCGCAAUGUGGGGAAGUCAGUCACUGGAGGUUAUGUAUACAGAGGAUGUGAAUCGCCCAACUUGAACGGCCUUUAUAUUUUUGGUGAUUUCAUGAACGGUCGACUUAUGGCUUUACAGGAAGAUAAGAAGACAAAUAAGUGGAAGAAGCAAGAUAUCUGCAUUGGCAGCACAAGAGCUUGUGCUUUCCCUGGAAUGAUCAGUUCUUACAGCAAAUUCAUCAUCUCAUUUGCUGAGGAUGAAGCAGGUGAGCUGUAUUUUAUGUCUACUUAUCCUAGUGCCUAUGCACCACAUGGAUCACUAUACAAGUUUAUUGAUCCUGCAAGGAGAGCUCCACCAGGGAAGUGUAAAUACAAGCCUGUUCCAGUGAAAACAAAGAGUAAACGGAUACCAUUUGUUCCACGUGCAAAGACUGUCCUUGAGCUGCUUAAUGAACCUUCAACAACCAAGCCUCUGAAAAAAUCUUCUACUUCCACUGCAGCCAUCCCAACAGUUUCUUCUAGGAAAGCUAAAAAGACCCCAUCCACCAAAAUAAAAGCAUCAACAGUGAAACCAGCUCCAUCUGGUAAAAAGAGACAGAAAAUCAAAGCUGAGGCUAAACCUCACAAGCCAAAGCAGGAAGAGAAGGUUGCACACAUUUCCAGAACUACACCAGCACCACCUUUGCCAAAAAAGAAGAGCUUCCACCUAACCAGAACCAAGAAGCUUCUUCCAAAGAAAGCAGCACUAGCUAAGGAAAAACUGGAGAAGAAGAGGAAUGAGAGUAGAUUAAGAAGCAGCUCUUGAAGCUCAGUGAUGUCCCAGAAAAAGCAAGUCACUUAUAAGAUGGUGAAACAGAUGUUGUGAAUAAUGGCCAAAUAAGAGAAUCAGCUCACUUGUUAUGCCAGUGCUCCCAGGUAUGCCUCCAUUACUGUCAGCAUUAGCAGUUUCUAUGUAUGUUCUAUUAAACCUUAACAGCACCAGCCUCGUUUUCUUUGCAAAUCCUGCUGUGAUGUCCUUUUCUGACACAAGUAGUUAUGAGAGUCUCUGAUGGACAUUCACUGGUAAGAUUUGGUUGUGUA
This is a messenger RNA of Harpia harpyja (harpy eagle), 4563 nucleotides long. It is a transcript of the gene HHIPL2, whose product is annotated as HHIP like 2. NCBI's taxonomy places the organism in Eukaryota, Metazoa, Chordata, Aves, Accipitriformes, Accipitridae. The record is from RefSeq and is a predicted model, not a curated record.